Molecule: messenger RNA, 864 nt
Organism: Penicillium waksmanii
Lineage: Eukaryota; Fungi; Ascomycota; Eurotiomycetes; Eurotiales; Aspergillaceae
Exons: 1
Coding region: 1-864 (287 amino acids)
Biological process (GO): Mo-molybdopterin cofactor biosynthetic process
Molecular function (GO): cyclic pyranopterin monophosphate synthase activity; 4 iron, 4 sulfur cluster binding; GTP 3',8'-cyclase activity
Source: RefSeq, a predicted model, not a curated record
AUGCAAGGAAUUGGCCAGCUACGGCAAAACGGGCUUCGUGAGCUUUGUUUGACCACAAAUGGCGUCUCACUACACCGGAAGCUAGACGAUAUGGUACAAGCAGGCCUGACGGGUGUGAAUUUAAGCUUGGAUACCCUGGAUCCCUUUCAGUUCCAGAUCAUGACCCGUCGGAGUGGGUUUGAGGCUGUGAUGAAGAGUAUCGAUCGCAUACUGGAACUAAACCGACUUGGUGCCGGCAUUAAGCUCAAGAUAAAUUGCGUUGUAAUGCGUGGAUUGAACGACCGUGAGAUUAUCCCAUUUGUCAAAAUGAGUCGUGAAAUGCCUAUUGAGAUCCGAUUUAUUGAAUAUAUGCCAUUUUAUGGGAACAAGUGGAACCGAAAGAAGAUGUUCUUAUACCAAGAGAUGCUUGCGGUUAUUAGACGUGAAUAUCUGGGAUUAAUGAAGAUUGCUGAUCAUGAAAAUGAUACAAGCAAAACACAUAAGGUCCCAGAAUUUGAAGGUCACAUUGGCUUUAUUACGAGUAUGACGCACAAUUUCUGCGGCACUUGCAAUCGACUCCGCAUCACCAGUGACGGCAACUUAAAAGUCUGUCUUUUCGGCAACUCAGAGGUAUCACUACGGGAUAUCAUACGCAAGGAAAAUCACGGGCUGCCCAUCGACAACGAGACCUUGAAAAGCCUUGGCUUUCUAGAAAGUAUGGACAACCCGUCUCGCCAUGAUGGCAAUGGGGAACCAGUCCAUGAAAGGAAACGCGAGAUUUUAAAGAUCAUUGGUAUGGCCGUGAAGCGCAAAAAGGCGAAACAUGCCGGCAUGGAUGAGCUGAAGAAUAUGAAGAAUCGCCCCAUGAUUCUUAUUGGUGGGUAG